AUGUCCCGCAUCCUCACCCUCGCCCUCGCCGCAGCCUCCGCAGGCACGCUCUGCCUCGCAGCCUCGGACUCCCACCCUCACCCUCACCCUCACCCGCACCCCCACCCCGAACCCCAACCAACCGCGGCCCCCUCUCCCUCCUCCUCCUCUUCCCCUCAAGUCUUCGGAAUCGACCCCCACCUAGCCCUAACAGACGGCAAGCUGUCCGCGGGCCUAGCCAUCUCUGGUAACCCCCUGGUCAUCCCCGGUCUCUUCUCCCAAACCUUCCUCCUCUCCCUCGGAGGCGACCUCAACACAAAGAACGGCAUUGAAGGCGGAAUAAUCGAAGCGGAUACCGAGUCCCUCGCCCUUCCCCUCCUGACGGUCGAAGCGCAGGGAGUGGCAAUCAGCUCCGCGCCAGAUGUCAGUGCCACCUUCAACCCAGGAACGCUCGCCGCCUCUGGGCUGGCAGGAGCAGUUCAGGGUGGUCUGCUCGGCCAGUCUUUUACCGUGUACGGCGGAUUCAACACGGCGGCCCUCUCCCUCGACUCUUCCAGUGGACUGCAUGGCACAAUCGUGCCUACGGGGGCGGUCCAGUAUGCCAGUCAGGGAGCGUCGGGCGCCAUUGACGCCGGGAUUGCCGGGACGAGUGCGCUGGGUGCUUAUGCGAGUGGAGAGGUGACGUUGGGCCCCUUGGAUGGCAAGGCGAGCGGGAAAGUCGUGGCUGAACCUACGGGUACGGCUGGAUUUACUGCUGUGGGCGGGUUCAAGACGUAUAGGAUUACCGUGGGAGCGCCGCAGGAGACGGGGAGGGCGGCUUGA
Messenger RNA from Jaminaea rosea, 801 nucleotides. RefSeq lists its product as hypothetical. Lineage: Eukaryota; Fungi; Basidiomycota; Exobasidiomycetes; Microstromatales. Bases 1 to 801 code for a protein of 266 amino acids. The transcript has a single exon. The record is from RefSeq and is a predicted model, not a curated record.